CGGACGGCUUGACGGACGGGCGAGCCGCAGGGCCAGCCUGGGUGAAUGGUGUCCGGGCGGAGGGACGCGGCAGGAUGGCGUCCACGGGCACGCAGAUCUUCGCCUUCGUGCUGGCGCUGCUGGGCAUCCUGGGCACCACGGUGGCCACACUGCUGCCCAACUGGAAGGUGAGUGCGGACGUGGGCUCCAACAUAAUCACCGCCAUCUCGCAGAUGCAGGGGCUAUGGAUGGACUGCACAUGGUACAGCACAGGCAUGUUCAGCUGCACCCUCAAGUACUCUGUGCUGGCGCUUCCUGCUUACCUGCAGACGGCACGCACCACCAUGGUGCUGUCCUGUGUGCUGGCAGCGCUGGGACUGUGCCUGGCCUCGCUGGGCCUCAAGUGCACCCGCUGGGGCGGCGGGCGACGCGCUAAACGCCACGCGGCUCUGGCGGCCGGCGCCUGCUUCCUGGCCUCCGGCUUCCUGUGCCUGGUGCCUGCCUCCUGGUACACCAACGAGGUCAUCGUCAGCUUCCUGGACGCCAACGUGCCCGAGAGCAACAAGUUCGAGCCAGGCGGCGCUGUCUACGUCGCUUUCGUCUCGGCCGGCUUUCUCUUCGUCGGCGGUUCCAUCUUCUGCCUGUCGUGCUCGGGGAAGCGGCAGGCCCCUCAGGACCUGAUCCUGCUGCCUCCGGAUAAACUCCUGCUGCAACAGCAGCAACAGCAGCUGCUCCAGCAGCAACAGCAACAAGAGCAACUCCAGCACCAGUACUGCUCCCUAUCACCUCUGGACAACAAGACUGGCUACAGCCUGCAGGACUAUGUGUAAGAGGGAAAAACAUACAGCCUCAGCCAGACACGUGCGAGGCGCUGCCGCACAAACCCCUGGCUCUGGCGAUUACCAGAUGAAAGGGGGAGGAGGACAGCGACUUUGAUGCACUCCCCCCUCCCCCUUCUCCCCCUUUUUUCUGAUCGGCAAGCACAAGCGGUGGAGGUAUUCCCUAAGCAAUGUCUUGGAACAGACGGAUCGUGAAUACUGAGGUGCGCUGCUGUGGAGAGAGCGCUGCAGUAGCAGCCGAAAGCGAUGACAGAGACAGAGAGAGAGACAGAGCGCAGACGAUAAAUAAAUGCAGAUAUCCAGUAUCCAAGCAAAGCGUAUUAAGAGUUCCUUGGGGAGUGGAUUAGCUGUAAGGAAAUCUUUUUCUCUAUCCCCUCAUCCCCUAUACCCCACCCCCUAACCCC
This is a messenger RNA of Colossoma macropomum (tambaqui), 1222 nucleotides long. Its product is annotated as claudin-20. Gene Ontology annotation, biological process: cell adhesion; bicellular tight junction assembly. Gene Ontology annotation, cellular component: plasma membrane; bicellular tight junction. The transcript has a single exon. Gene Ontology annotation, molecular function: structural molecule activity. NCBI's taxonomy places the organism in Eukaryota, Metazoa, Chordata, Actinopteri, Characiformes, Serrasalmidae. The record is from RefSeq and is a predicted model, not a curated record. The coding region runs from base 75 to 809 and encodes 244 amino acids.